AUGGCCAUUCAGUUGUCAAAUAAAUGUGCGUCUUACCUGUUGCGUUUUAAAAUUUUAGGUUAUGUCGGUUUGUUUUAAAAUUGUUUUUAUUGUAUAAAUUAGUAUUUUAGUGAGUGUUUUACGUGAAACAUUUUUAAAAAUAAGCUUUAAUUAAGAGACAUUCGAUGGCUACUCUAUUAACAGAUUUAGAUGCUACUUGUGCUAAUUUAGGUUAUCAUGAGCCGGAUAGGUAUUAUGCAGAACCCGAUGCUUUGCAAAAUUUGAAGCAUUUGAUUUGGAUAUUAAGGCGAGACAGUGAAACUCAUGAUUAUCGAAGACAUUUGGGGCGAGCUAAGGUUCUUCGAACUGACUUGUUGCCUAUGCUAGUCACCUAUUCUAAAGAAAAUGAAUUAUCAGAUGUGCUUUUGAGGUUACUUGUGAAUUUAACUAAUCCCGCUUUGCUUCUAUACCGUGAGCAACUGCCAACGGAUGGUCCUGGAAGAAAAAUUUACUUGGAAAUUAUAGAACAUUUACAAAGUUAUAAAGCUGCAUUUGUUCUAGAGGAAGUAUGGAUCGUUUUGAGUACAAGAUUGCAAGAAGCUUUAGAUAUUGAUUGGGCUGAACGUAGCGAAGAUCAUGGAUUAGUCAUUGAAAGAAUACUUGUAUUAGCAAGAAACAUCUUACAAGUACCUGCUAGUCCAGAUGCUGAAAGAAGAGCUGAUAAUGAUGCAAGUUUACAUGAUCAAGUGCUAUGGGGGUUACAUCAAUCUGGAUUACUGGAUAUUGUUUUGUAUAUUACAAAUACUCAACAAGAAAAUCAGUAUCAUCUACAUGCUAUAGAAAUAAUUUCUCUUAUGUACAGAGAACAGAAUGUAGAAAUAUUAGCUAAUUCUGAGCUCCAAAGAAGCACUUCUGAAAAAGAGCGUGAUGAACAGGAAUUAGUUGCUGCAAGAAAACGGGAACAAGCCAAGAUUAAUAAAUCUGUGGGCGCAACUCGUAUGCCGCCGUCAGGACGACACUCACGUUUUGGAGGCACCUUUGUAUUCCAAAAUAUAAAAUCAAUUUCUGAUAAUGAUAUGAUAUGUCAUAAAGUGGUGGCUGGACCUGAAGAAUUAAAUUUGAAUAAACUAAAAAACCGAGUUAAAAAACCGAAAAAUAAGAUAGUUAUUGAUACUAGUUCUGGCGAAAGGCGUUCAGCGUUUUCGGUCAGAUUAUUUUUACGUGAAUUUUGCUUGGAAUUCUUGGCUUCUUCUUAUAAUACAGUAAUGAGAGAUGUUAGACGCAUUGUUACAAGUUCUUCAAGCACUCCUGAUGAAUCAUAUUUGCUAUGGGCUGUUCGAUUCUUUAUGGAAUUCAACAGAUUGAAUGGUUUUCGAUUAGACUAUAUUAGCGAAACGUUAAGCACAACAUGGUUUCACUGGGUUUUGAGUUGCUCAGAUAAGUAUAUGGAAAUGGCAGUUACCGAUAAGAAAAAUAUGAGAUUGUGGAGUCGUAGGCUUCAUUUAGCUUUGCAGGCUUAUAGAGAGUUUCUUAUGAGCAUUCAAGCGCUAGUGAAGUUGCCUUCGGAUGAAGCAAAAGCAUUAGCGUUAUCUUUACAAAGCAAUGUAUUUUAUGUAAUGGAAUAUCGUGAAACAGUAAUACAUUUACUCAUGCAUUUCGAUGAAUCUAAAAAUUCACGAUCGUACUUGAAAGAUUUGAUUGAAACUGCUCACAUAUUUUCACGAAUGCUGGAGAAAUAUUGCAAAGCUCAAGGCAUGCGCGGGACAGUUAUGAUUCAACAAAAAAAGAAGCAGAAGAAGAAGAGUGGCACUAAAAAAUCUGUUCCCAGCCAGGAAGUGCCAAAAGUUUCGCCUGAAGAUCGUUGGUUGGAAAUCGCACAACAAGUGACAGCCGUGCUUACUUCUGACGGCGAACAAAUACCCACUGAUAUGAUUCCAUUCGACGUUACGAGUGAGGUUCCAAUUGAUGAUCAGAAGGAAGAUUGUGUGAAGCGUAUUCAAAACUUACUUAAACAAGAAAAUUUUGAACAAGCCAUUGGUCUCUUGAGAGCUGCUAGAGAGGUUUGGCCUGAACAUGAUUAUUUUGGAGCUAUGAAUGUGCAGCCCGAAGAAGAGCAAAUGAUUCUGUAUGACAUCUUUGUUGCAGAUAUAGGAAAUAAAGGCAAGUCUGCAUAUUUAUUUUAA
Messenger RNA from Ctenocephalides felis (cat flea), 2162 nucleotides. Its product is annotated as protein timeless homolog. Lineage: Eukaryota; Metazoa; Arthropoda; Insecta; Siphonaptera; Pulicidae. The record is from RefSeq and is a predicted model, not a curated record. Gene Ontology annotation, biological process: DNA replication checkpoint signaling; replication fork arrest; DNA repair. The coding region runs from base 165 to 2162 and encodes 665 amino acids. The transcript is spliced from 14 exons. Gene Ontology annotation, cellular component: replication fork protection complex. Gene Ontology annotation, molecular function: DNA binding.